CUUUGCGAUACGACUCCUCUUCUCAACCACCCACCAAGUUUGACGUCGACAAGGUCUCAAUACCAGCCAAGAUGUCGACCAAUGCCAGAGUCAAGCCCGGCCAGCUAUGGAGCAAGGGCAGAGAUGAUUUGAAGAAGCAACUGGACGAGCUGAAGACCGAGCUGGGCCAACUCCGCGUCCAGAAGAUUGCAGGCGGUGCAUCCUCGAAACUCAACAGAAUACACGACCUUCGCAAAUCAAUCGCCCGAGUCCUCACUGUCAUCAACGCCAACCAACGACACCAACUGCGCCUGUUCUACGCAAAGAAGAAGUACCUCCCUCUCGAUCUUCGACCAAAGCAAACUCGUGCCAUCCGCCGACGAUUGAGCAAGAAGGACGCCAGCAGAACCACUGAGAAGCAGAAGAAGAGAUCGACACACUUCCCGCAAAGAAAGUAUGCUGUCAAGGCUGAGGCGUAAAUGAGUUGAAGACUAUGAUAGCACAAAUUUUACGGAAGUGGGUGCCAUUUCAAGCCGUUGUGCGUACUUCAGGGUUGGGACCAAUUCGAACGGUGUUGCCAGGUUAAUUCCUGAAAUUCGCGCUUGAGACAUCAACUUGCGCAGCAUAGUUGCGGAAUAGGCAUGCCAUGGAACGCUGAAUUGCGAGGUAUCCGCGUCUCGUCAAUUCUUCAUCGCAAGAACAUGAAAUAUCAAAACUCUUGAAAGCACCGAGAAUUCAGUUCAUUCGCUUUACCUUCGACCGGAGGAACUUCUGAC
This is a messenger RNA of Exophiala xenobiotica, 755 nucleotides long. RefSeq names its product 60S ribosomal protein L35. Gene Ontology annotation, cellular component: cytosolic large ribosomal subunit; ribosome. The record is from RefSeq and is a predicted model, not a curated record. The coding region runs from base 72 to 458 and encodes 128 amino acids. Gene Ontology annotation, molecular function: mRNA binding; structural constituent of ribosome. The transcript has 3 exons. Gene Ontology annotation, biological process: maturation of LSU-rRNA from tricistronic rRNA transcript (SSU-rRNA, 5.8S rRNA, LSU-rRNA); translation. NCBI's taxonomy places the organism in Eukaryota, Fungi, Ascomycota, Eurotiomycetes, Chaetothyriales, Herpotrichiellaceae.